Molecule: messenger RNA, 2133 nt
Organism: Antechinus flavipes (yellow-footed antechinus)
Lineage: Eukaryota; Metazoa; Chordata; Mammalia; Dasyuromorphia; Dasyuridae
Gene: PSORS1C2
Product: psoriasis susceptibility 1 candidate 2
Exons: 2
Coding region: 1376-1780 (134 amino acids)
Source: RefSeq, a predicted model, not a curated record
CCUAUCCUUCCCUACCUUGGAGGGGGGGAGAUGAGGGAGGGAACCAAACAAACUCUUUGUAAAAAAUAUGUCAAACAAAACAAAUUCUUGAAUUGUCCAUAUCUAAAAAUAUCUAUGCUUCAAUCUGCACACUCUGGCCAUCACCUCUCUGUCAUGGAUGUCAUGAGUCCUUGUAAGCUCUUCAUUAUUGUUGAUCUUUACAAUUUUGUUAUUGUAUAAAUUGUUCUCUUAGCUCUAUUUCCUUGAUUCUGCAUCAGUUCAUACAAUUGAGAAACAAUACCUUAAAAAGUAAUAAUUUGGAAAGUAAAAAAGAAGAGGCAAUUGAAAAGGAAACCAAAGAUUUCUAGGCAUUAAAGGAACAACUAACUUAGAAAUGGAAAUGAGGCCCAAGGAGAAAGAUGUCUGAAGGCAAAAGAAGGUAGGGGAGAAGAGUGAGUGCUGGAAAAUUUAAAAAAAAAAAAAAAAAGGGCUGAGGAAGGACAAGGAGUAGUUCUGAGGGACAAGAAAAAAGGAAGAUGAGCAAAGCAGAUGACUAUAAUUAGGUGCUUCUGCUGAAUAAUCUGCUUGGCCACAAAAGGGGGAAUUAGGUUUUCCUAUUUCCUUGUUUUGAGUCAUUCUAAAUCUAUUCCAGGUUCUUAUUUUGUUUCAUGCAGGGUAAAAUUUAUACUCAUAGCUACAAGGCUAAGCACAUGGAUCCCUGAAAAAGGGUAGGAAUGUGGAAUAAAGAUAGUUCUUGAGAAAAAGCAGGGACUUUGGGAAGGUGUUUUUAUUCUGGGGAAAGAGUUGAGAGAUGAUGUAUUAGUAUAGUGUCCCAGCUGUGACCUUUGCAUUUAAAGGGCAUAUGACAUUCUUUCCUCCUCCAAUUCUAACCCCUCUUAAAAUCCAGGCGUCACAUAUAUAUUUCUGCUUCACUGCCUCUGUAAUUAGAUUGCUUCCUUAACAUGAUUUGUUACCUGACUGAGGUAAGACAACAAAAAUGGAGACCUCAGUAUGAAUCUUGAGGGGGAGGAGUAUGUAUUGACUUGGAAGCUAAGUGAGUAGGAGAAGCCAGGGACAAAGAAUUUAGGUGCCUAGAUUGCUGAAGGGGAAAUUCAGGAAAGCAGGCAACCUAGACAGCUGGGCCCUGAGACUGCAAACUUAACUUGAGUGGUUGUUGCACAGAAGAUAGAAACACCCUGACUUCUUCCCUCUCCCCUUCCCAAACAAGUCUGUCCAGUUAUGCCCUUAUACCUUUUCUGAUACCAGUUGAGUCAUUGGGAUUUUUCCUUCUCAGAGUUUGGGCUCCUCCUCUUUCUCCUCUAUAAAGUCAGUUCCUGGGCACUACAGACUCAAUCUGCCCUUCCUCUCGGGGCCCAGGAGGGAGAUUUUCAGAAUCAUGCUAAAUUGGAAGCUACUGGAAAUUCUGGUUCUUUGUCUCCUUUCAGGAGGCAUCAGAGGCAACAAUGACCAUCCUUUGCCACCAGCCUUGGAGGCUCAUGAAGAAAAUGGUGGGCCUACAUGGCCACAAGGUCCCCCAAUCCCUGGUGACCCCUGGCCAGGUAUACCUCCUGUAUUUGAAGAACCUCCAUCUAUAGACCCUAGUGAUACCUGGAGAGAUCUGGUUGAUAGUGAAGUCUGGCCCCCUGAACCCCCUACAAUAACUACUUCCCAACCUCCGCUGCCCGAUGACCCCUGGCCUGCUGGAUCCCAGCCUCCUGAAAAUCCAUGGCCUUUUGGCCGUGAGAUAGAUGCUGACUCUCAUGAGUCAGACCUUGAUCCACCCAGGGAGGAAUACAGAUAAUUGAGUGUUCUCAAUACUCCUCUCUCAUGCAUAUAAGACCUUGUUCACUUAACAUAUUUUCUCAUUCCUAUGGAUCAGUAAUUUUUCUGUUCCUCUUUUAUUUUUGUUCUUCUGAUAACACUAUCUUCCCAAAGAUUUACCUUUUCUCUCCAUCUUUACCUUAAUUCUUGUUGGUCACCCCCAGAGCAUCUUCUUAUCCCUGUUUUUCCUGUAUCAGUUCUUCCAGAAUCUCCACAACUAGGAUGACAUAGAGUUGUGUUUUCUGCCACCAUUUGGUGGCCAUCACAGGAAGUUGAAGAUGGAUAAUACCAGAAAUUCCAUUAAAUGGAAGAAUAAAAUCACCCUUAAUAAUC